Aureobasidium musti is the source of this 2985-nucleotide messenger RNA. Lineage: Eukaryota; Fungi; Ascomycota; Dothideomycetes; Dothideales; Saccotheciaceae. The record is from the annotation of a GenBank genome assembly.
AUGGCCGAUGAAGUCCAGACCUUCAAGGCUCUCAUCACCAUCCACAAGGUCCUGCAAGAAGGCCACCCCGUCGUUCUGAAAGAGGCUCAGGCACAUAUUGGCUGGCUUGAGAGUCUGUCGCGUGGCGUCGCAGGCGGUGACGGCAUGAAGGGUACGCCUGGAUGUGUUUGCACUUGCAGUACAAGACUGACAAUGCUUANNGGAUACGGCUCUCUGAUCUCCGAAUACGUCUACUACUUGAUCGCAAAGCUCAACUUCCACAGAAACCACCCCGAGUUCAAUGAUNACGAGACCAUUUCCGACCUUAUGAACCUCCAAGAUCAGAUUGAGACAUUUCAAAAGCUCGUUUUUGCUAACUUUAGAGGCGGGCUGAACAACGAGUGCAAGAUCUCUUGUCUGGUACCCCUGGUCCAGGAGAGUUACGGUAUCUACAAGUUCAUCACCAGCAUGCUGCGCGCCAUGCAUACCGCUCUUGGAGACGAUGAAGUUCUCGCACCUCUUCGCGGACGUUACGACGCUCAACACUACCGCUUGGUCAAAUUCUACUACGAGUGCUCCAACUUGCGCUACUUGACCAGUCUGAUCACCAUCCCUAAGCUGCCUCAGGAUCCACCAAGCCUUCUCGGCGAUGACGAGGACAAACCAGCCCUCCCCGCUAGGCCGAAGAACGAGCCUGUCACCAAGCCUGCCAAUACUCCUCCACCCCAGCCUUCCGUAGAUCCUGAACCCAUCAACGAAUUCUGGAAGAAUGAGCAAGCACGUCAGCAAGAAGAGUAUGAGGCAGAGCAAAGAAGAUUGCAGGCACAAUGGGAUGAGGCGCAAAGACAACAGCAACAGGCUGCUCUGCAAGCUCAGAGGGACUUUGAGGAACAACAAAGACUACAAGCUGAGCAGCAGAGAUUGGCCCAGGAGCAGUUGAUGCGUGACCAGUACUCGCAACAAACCCAGGGCAGAAUGGCUGAGCUGGAGCGUGAGAACCUGAAUGCGCGCGCACAGUACGAGCGUGACCAGCUUAUGCUUGAACAAUACGACAGACGUAUGAAGGCUCUCGAGGGAGAGUUGCAGCAACUCCAAGUAAAUUUCGGCCAACAGAAUGCUUCCAAGGACGAACAAAUUCGUGCUUUGCAGGAGCAGAUUAACACCUGGAGAACCAAGUACGAGGCUUUGGCAAAGCUGUACUCGCAGCUACGUCACGAGCAUCUUGAACUUUUGCAGAAAUUCAAGGGUGUCCAACUCAAGGCAGCUUCAGCGCAAGAAGCCAUUGACAGACGCGAGAAGCUGGAGAGAGAACUCAAGACCAAGAACUUGGAGCUUGCCGACAUGAUCCGCGAGAGAGACCGUGCUCUCCACGACAAGGAUCGUUCAUCUGGCGGCCACAAGGACGAGCUUGAGAAGCUCAAACGCGAACUACGCUUUGCUCUUGACAAGGCAGAGAAUGCAGAGAGAUCGAAGGGAUCUGAGCUUUCGUCCCUUCUUUCUAGGCACAACAGAGAGAUUGCUGAUCUCGAGGAGGCCUUGCGCAACAAGACUAGAGCUCUUGACGAUGCUCAAAACAAGUACGGCGAGAAAGAUUCUGAUCUUGAGAGACUUCUUCGCGAAAAGGAGGAUGAGCUUGAAAUCUUCAAGGCCGGCAUGGACCAGACACUGUUGGAGUUGAACGAACUCCGCAACGGUCAAGGCGAGACAGACCAAGCUCUUGACGAGCAGAUUGACACUCUGCUUCUUGACAGCGUUCGCAAGAUCACUGACAUCAUUGACUCUGUGCUCCAGAGCGGUGUUCAGCGUGUCGAUGAUGCUCUCUACGAGCUGGACUCUACCAUGCAAGCAGGAAACCAAAGUGCUUCUGGUGCAUAUGUUUUGUCAACUAUUGAGAAGGCCGCGUCAAGCGCCAUGGAGUUCUCAACUGCCUUCAAUAACUUCAUCGCUGAUGGUCCCAACAGCACUCAUGCUGAAGUCAUCCGCACUGUUCACACUUUCUCAAACUCUGUCGCAGAUGUUCUCUCGAACACCAAGGGUCUUACCAGAUUCGCUUCUGAUGAGAAGAAGGCUGAUCAGCUGAUGAAUGCUGCACGCCAGUCUGCUCUCAGCACUGUUAGCUUCUUCCGCUCUAUCCAGAGUUACCGUCUUGACGGUUUGGAUGAUCUGCAAAAGACCGAUGUUGUCAUCAACAAGAACAACGAGGUUCAGAUCAACCUGAACAGCCUGUCUAAGAUUGCUGAUGCAUUCGCUCCUAAGCACAAGCUGACCUCUGCUUCUGGAGAUCUUGGAGAUCUCGUCGACCGCGAGAUGGCCAACGCCGCAAAGGCAAUUGAAGCAGCUACCGAUCGUCUUACUGCUCUGAUGAACAAAUCCAGAGAUGGCUACUCAACUUACGAGCUCAAGAUUCACGAUGCUAUUCUUGGCGCUGCUAUCGCAGUCACUAAUGCUAUCGCAAACUUGAUCAAAGCAGCCACUGCAUCUCAGCAGGAAAUUGUAAAUGAAGGUCGUGGCUCUUCAUUGUCAAAGUCAAGUUUCUAUAAGAAAAACAGUAGAUGGACUGAAGGUCUCAUCUCCGCUGCAAAGGCUGUUGCCAACAGCACGAAUCUGCUCAUCGAGACUGCAGAUGGUGUCAUUGGAGGCCGCAACUCUCCCGAGCAGCUGAUCGUUGCAUCCAACGACGUGGCUGCUUCCACUGCUCAGCUGGUCGCUGCCAGCAGAGUCAAGGCCAGCUUCAUGAGCAAGACUCAAGAGAGACUGGAGGACGCUAGCAAGGCUGUUACUGGCGCAUGCCGCAGUCUCGUUAAGCAAGUCCAAGCCAUCAUCGACGCUCGUGCAAAUGGUGAAGAAGUCAUUGAUUACUCUAAGCUGUCAAAGCACGAGUUCAACAGAUCGUAUANNCACAUGGAGAAGCAAGUCGAGAUUCUCCAGCUCGAGAACGCACUUGGCAGAGCACGAAAAGACUUGGGCGAGAUGCGCAAGCUCGCCUACCAGGAAGACGAGGAAUGA